Messenger RNA from Penicillium canariense, 216 nucleotides. RefSeq names its product Vanillyl-alcohol oxidase. The record is from RefSeq and is a predicted model, not a curated record. Bases 1 to 216 code for a protein of 71 amino acids. The transcript has a single exon. Lineage: Eukaryota; Fungi; Ascomycota; Eurotiomycetes; Eurotiales; Aspergillaceae.
AUGGCUACCGGAAAUACCGUCCCUGCAACACCAGUACGACUCUUUGCAAAGGCUCAGCAAGCCAAGUCCGCUAUCUUUAAUAUCGCCACCAAAUCACAGCGCGAUAUAACACAGGUUCCUGUGCCUCAGGGCCUAAGCGACAAUGCAUUCUAUGAAACCAUGGAUGAGCACCGAGCUGUGCCAGGUAAAGACAUGUGGAGUUUGCAACGAAGCUAG